This is a messenger RNA of Esox lucius (northern pike), 1814 nucleotides long. It is a transcript of the gene tmem130, whose product is annotated as transmembrane protein 130. NCBI's taxonomy places the organism in Eukaryota, Metazoa, Chordata, Actinopteri, Esociformes, Esocidae. The record is from RefSeq and is a predicted model, not a curated record. The coding region runs from base 293 to 1258 and encodes 321 amino acids. The transcript has 8 exons.
AGCACGUUAACCAUAACCUUGGUGAGGUGAAUCAAUUCUAAUACUUACACCAUGGACCGCUACAUAAGACAGCGGCUCAUUGUAUUUCUAGAGGCACAUGGUUAAACGCAUGGACGUGAUUUGAAUUCUGGCUUUUAUGUACAUUUGGGAAACUUGGGCAACUGAUGGCAGUGGUCGAGAAGGCAAUGAAUGAAUCUAUCAGACAUGACUGUAGAUUUUCUUUUUGAUUGUGGAAAGGUGUUUUGAGUAUUACAAAAACUGCUAUCAACUUUUACUGAUUGGACACGCUCAAAUGUUUCGAAAUAUAUUUGCGGUGGUGGUCGUGUCGCUUUCCAUGGUUCCGAGGACCCUGGUUUUGGGCUAUGCAACAAACGGUUUGAUUCAUUUGGAAAAUGUUGCUGGGAAGCUCGUGUUCAUUCAGAGGGAAGGGAAUGCGACGUAUGUGCGCGAGAGGGAGCUGGUUUCGGAGGUUUCAACCGAGACCAGGUUCGAACUGUACGAUCCAGGGAACACGUUACGCGACGUUAGAUUCAGCUAUAUCUGGGACAUUGGUAAUGGGGAGGUGUUUAAGGGAUCAGAGCCGUCUGUGCACUACAACUACUCAUGUUCUGGAAGCUACACUCUGCAACUGAAAGUGGGGGCCCACGUUAACAAAACCUACACUCCAUUAACAGGGGUAUAUACAAUGGAUCUUACUGUUUUGGAUGCCAUCAGAACUAUUGAAUUGAAGGGCCCUUCGAGUUUCCAGGUUUUCAGAAACAACAGUCUGGAUGUUCGUGUGGAUGGAAGUCUUCCAAUAACAGUGUGUUGGAGGUUCGUGUAUAACUGUAUACCAGCAGCCCUUCAAAGCUGUCACCUGACCACGCUGUAUGACAACACACUGAGACUGAACCACACCUUCUUGGUUCCAGGACUCCACUGUCUGGACAUUAGUGCCUACAACAACAUCAGCAAAAUGCAAACCUCCUGCAGCAUCUUUGUGUGGAGAGAUCCCUUUAAUAACCUGCUCUUCAUCCUGCCAUGUGCUGGGAUCAUGUUGUCCAUCCUCGCCUUCAUCACUAUUGUAGUCUGCCACCCUAAGAAACAACAGAAAAACAAACCAGAGAUUAGCACUAAGGCCACUUACUCCAGCACGGACGUGGAACUUCAGCCCAAACAGGACCUCCAUGAAUUCAGUAGUGAUCUAAAUGUUUCCAGUGAAGAUAACGGAGAGGUCAUGCCCCUUCUCUUGCUGCCCGGGGAGAGAUCCUAUUCAUAGGCCAACUAGCUUUCAAUUACAUACUUGGCUUUGUGUUGGUCUGAUUCAAGUCAAUUAUUAAUUAUUUGCUAAAAUAAUUUGGUUUCAGAUUAAUAUAACAUUUAACUAAAUUACUUCAGAGAUGUGAUACUGGUGUGUCUUUUGGUUUGGAUCCUUAUCUUGCGUUAAUCUGCCUGUGAGGAUCCUGAUCCAGGCAGUUUUACAGCAUUGUAUCCCACAAUGACAUGAGAUGAGAGGUACCAAGCAGUGCUGCAAUGGGGAACAGCCCUAAUGGUUGUCAUAUUGAGCUACUGGCUGCCACCAAACCCACGUUUCUUCCAGGCUACAGAGAUGGGUUUGGGUCAAUCCAGAAAAGAAUAAAGUAACAAUCAAUGUCCAUUGUUAUAUUUACCAAUUUUUACAUCAGGUUAUUGUUCCCUGAAAAGCAUGUAUUUAUUAGGUAAUUGGAUGUUUUUCUUCGUUCUGUAUGUAUCUUGCUGCUCAUGACUAUAACCAACAUGCUGCUGUCAUGUGCUGUAGAUGCACCAUUGUGAGGUAUUUGAAUGGUAUUAAACAA